Molecule: messenger RNA, 828 nt
Organism: Caenorhabditis remanei
Lineage: Eukaryota; Metazoa; Nematoda; Chromadorea; Rhabditida; Rhabditidae
Exons: 5
Coding region: 1-828 (275 amino acids)
Molecular function (GO): carbohydrate binding
Source: RefSeq, a predicted model, not a curated record
AUGCCAACUCAAGAAAACUGGUUGGAUUGUCUUUAUAAAUGUUUGGCCACUUGGAAUUGUGUGCUAGUUUCCCAAAUACCGGAUGGAUGUGAAUAUUUCAAUACUCAAGAAAUCCAAUCUGUAACAAAACUUACCAGUUCCGACGGCAGAGUUGUGGCAUUUAAGAUAAGCCUAACCGACUGUCCACCGGUCUCUCAGACUCCGCCCCUUUUCGGGAAUGUCUCUUCUACUUUGAUUAUAACAGAUGGAUCGGAUAAUUAUUAUAAAUCUGAAAUUACUGAAACACCGGAUACGUGGAAUUUCAACUACAGUAUACACAAAUGUCUCACUGAUAUUCCUGAGAACUAUACGCCUUUGGUCAACCAUGGAGAGCCCUACUGGAUGAAUUUGGCCUCAUCGUUUGCUCCAGGAGAGACAUUUUUCAUGACAGGAAAAACACCGGCGUAUGGAUCUCGAUUCACAAUUUCUUUUUACCGUCAAGGCAAUGGUGGCGGUGAAAAUGACUAUGCGAUGCGAAUUCGAAUUUCAAAUGGUUACGGGAACAAUACAAAUACCGAAAUAUCGACAUUUUUCAACCAAACAACAGAAAUCAAACGAGACGAAAAUCUAAGGAAUCCUUACGCGCCGUUGCAAGAUUUCGAAAUUCGAGUUAAUUCAACGGAUACUGUAGCCAAUAUCUAUAUGAAUGGAACCCUGCUACAGUAUACCUUAGAUCCGCGAGUUCCACUCACUGAUAUGACACAAAUUGUGAUCAAUUUGGGAGGGUUCGCCGGAUUGAAUGUCACACUUUAUUAUAUUGGAUGGACUGGGAAUUGUUGGGUUAGUUAG